CCGCCGCGACUUCGCGUACCUAAUCUACCAUGGCGGACCGCGCCUCGCACGGCGGCCCUGGGCUGGUCGACGACCGCCUCCGAGCGAUGCAGGCCAACCUGGAGGCGCUAAUGGCGCAGGUCGAGGAGAAGACGCAGCUCGCGGCGGAGGGCUUCAAAGAGGCGGGCAAGCAGCGCGAGCUGGUGAUUGCGCUCACAAAGAAGAUUGACGCGGUGAGCAAGCGGAACAAGGCCCUCGAGAAGGAGGCGACGCGGGCCGAGCUCGCAAGGGCCGAGCUCGUCACUCUCGCUGUCCAGACCGACGAGGACGCCGCCCUGCUCGCGGCGCGUGCGGCGGCGGAGGAGGCGCGGCAGUCGCUCUCGCGGGCGGAGGCGGCUCUGGCGAGAGAGGCCGAGGAGCGGCGGACCGAGGCCGCGGCGGCGGAGCGGCGGCUGGCUGCGCUGCGGGAGGAGGGCGGCGCUGCGGUGGCGGCGCUCGAGGAGCGUUUGGCUGCCGCUGAGGCGGCGAGGGAGAGGGAGAGGGAGGGGGCGGCGGCGGCGGCGGCGGCGGCGGAGUCGGCGUUGCAGUCCGAGCGAGAGGCGCGCGCCACCGCCCAGGAGGCGGCCGCCGCCGCAGAGCGGAGAAGUGGUCCGCUCGAGGCGCAGCUGCUCGAGGCGCAGCGGCGGAUCGAGAGCGUCGAGGGCGACGCCAUCGCCUCGUCGCGGGCCCUCGCCCGCGCCACCGAGGAGUCGACUUCGCGCGACGCGACGCUCGAGUCCGCCUCCAGAGAGAUAGAUAGACAGAGAGAUGCCUCCCAGCCGCCGACCUCGCCCCGCGCGUCUCGGACGCGUCGUGCGCGUGGCCCGUAGGUCCCUCUCCCGCCAGCUCAUCUCUCCCCAUCUCUCCCCAUCUCUCCCCAUAUCUCGGUGGCCCGUAGGUCCCUCUCCCGCCAGCUCGCCGCCUCCAGCGAGCGAGAGGCGGAGCUGGCCGCCGGGCUGGCGGGGCUAGAGGUCGAGCUGGGAGAGGCGAGAGCUCAGCUCGAGGCGUCGAGGGAGACAGUUGCCACCGCGGCCGACUCGUCGCGAGCAGAGGCGGAGGCGGAGCUGCGCAGUGCGCUCGCCAGUUCGGCGGCGGCAGAGGAGGAGGCGGCCACACUCAAGGAGGAGCUUAGCGCGCGAAACGGCGCGCUGCGCAGCCUCGGCUCCCAGCUGCUCAAGCUGCGCGACGAGCUCGCCGCCGCCACACAGGAGAAAGAGGCGCUCAAGGAGCGGCUCGGCGCCGCUGACGCAGACGUCGAGGCGAACGCGUACGCGAUCGCGGCACUGCAGGCGGCUCUGCGUGAGCACGCCGCGGCGCCGCCGGCUGCAGCCGCGCCCGCCGCGCCCGCCGCGC
Messenger RNA from Emiliania huxleyi CCMP1516, 1371 nucleotides. RefSeq lists its product as hypothetical. The transcript is spliced from 9 exons. The record is from RefSeq and is a predicted model, not a curated record. Bases 30 to 848 code for a protein of 272 amino acids. Lineage: Eukaryota; Haptophyta; Isochrysidales; Noelaerhabdaceae.